Messenger RNA from Cinara cedri, 2921 nucleotides. NCBI's taxonomy places the organism in Eukaryota, Metazoa, Arthropoda, Insecta, Hemiptera, Aphididae. The record is from the annotation of a GenBank genome assembly.
GUAGUGAUAACUAUACAGCCACAGAUAACCAAAAUCUGAACGUUUUUGCUGAAAUUUAUGCUGCUCGUAAACUUCGUACUGUGUUUCGUUUUGAACUUGGGUAGUUAUUAUUAUUAUUUUUUUUUUCUAGCAGUUUAUUCGUCAAAUUAAUAAUUUUUUAUUUACCACAUUAGGUUCCGAUCGACAUGUUUAAAUUUUUCAAGUCGUUAACAACACACCAUCAAUGUGUAUCAGUUGCGGCGAGAAAUCUAUCGACGUAUGGAGGACCCUUGUUGUUCCGUGCAUCUGCACCCAUGUUUGCCGAACCGCUGAAGAAGAAGAAACGUUUAGACCCACAGAUAUUAAAAGCUAGAGAAGACAGGAAACGCAAAAAGAUUGAAAAAUCCAUUCGGAAAUUGGAAAAGGUAUAAUAUGAGUAGAUACCUUACCUCUAGUGGGUACUUACAACAAAAAUGCAGAUAUAUAUAUUUUGAAGUAUUAUAAUAUUUGAGCUGUGUUUAAGACAAAUAAAUAUUAAACAGGCACUAUGGAAUUAUAUAAUACCUGUUAGUUGUACAUAACUUUUAGAAAUUCAAAAUUAAUCAAAUCAAAUUUUUUAAUGUAGGUACCUACCUGUAAAAGUUUGUGAUUUGACAGUUGUUUUUUUAAGUGUUAACACCAAAAUUUUACAAGGCAAAUAAGUUUCACUUUAUCAUUUCAUACAUUUAUAAUUGAUGAUAUUGAGCUAUAUUAUUGUUGUUCAAUGUUUAUAUUUUAUGCAGGUAUAAUUCUUAUAUUUUUUGUUCCUAUGAAUUAUUGAUUAGAACAAUUAAAAAAUCAUAAUUUAAAUAACAAUUCAGUCUAUUGGUCUUAAUGUAUGUGUUCGAGUUUACUAAUAACGUAAUUUCAUUUAAUUAUUUAUAAAUAAUAUAAUUUUUUAUCUGUAGGUGGCCAAAACAUUUAAACCCAUUGAUGAGGUACAAUUGAUGGCUUUAUUAUCCAAUGAAAAAAAUAUCCGUCAGAGACCAGCUGUGGAGCAUACUGUUGAUCAACUUGAAAAUAGGUUAUCUCUAGUAAAGCAAUGGGCAAAGCAUAAACACGAUGAACACUAUUUUAAUCUCCAGGUAAUCAAUGAUUUAGAAUAUUCUCAGCAACGGGCAUUAAACGAGUUACGCGAAGUUUCGGAAGAGCUCUAUCAAGCAGCCAUUGAGAUUGAUGAAUCAUUAUUGCCAUACGAGUUAAUUGGACCAGUAGAGACACCUCCAAUUGAAAAUUACGAAAGUCCUGAUGGAGAAUAUAUAGAUGUUACAAAAAAAUGGGAAUGAAAUUAAUACUAAGAAUUCAAAUUGUAUAUUGAAAAAAAAAGCAAGUUAAAUAAUAGAUUUUGUAAACGUUGAAAAUAUAUUAUGGUAAUUACAUAAAUUAUUUAAUAAUAUUAUAUUAUUUGUUUUAUACCAAUUUUAACCGUAUAGUUAAACAUUGAUAUCUAACCUAAUGUAAAAUUCCGAUUGAGACAUUUUACUCCUAGGAAAAGUAUUUUACUGGUAUUUAGUUUCGUUAUGAGGGACUAAUUAUUAUAAUGAUUUAUUUUUUUCAAUUGUAAUAAUCUGUAGGCUAAUAUUUCUCUAAAAAUACAUCAUGAAAAUCAAGUCUCACUGAGUUACAACUAAAAAAAAAUUAAUUUUCUCAUUUCCAAUCGGACAAAAUUUACUAUCUAUCAGAAACUUUGAAGACCAAUAAUGAUUAAUUGUCCAGUUGAUCACCAGACAGACAAAUUAUAAUAAAAACACAUAUAGUAAUUCUUUUGUUGUUAUGUUUAAAAAAAUAAAUAUAUAUGUGUAUAAUAAACAAUUGAUAAUUCAUUAAUAACAACAAGAUCAAUAACAUAAUAUUCUUUAUUAUACUUAGGACUAGAUAAAAAUUAUUGUAAAUACUAAUUAAUUAAUAUCAUGUGUAUAUUACAAUUUAUAAUGAUACCUACCGAGUUGUAUUUGGAACAAUGAACCCACAAAAACCAAUACAUUGAAAGUUUUCGAACAUAUUAUGAAUUCCAAACAAAUAUUUAACUUAUUUAAUUUCUAUGUAAUAAUAAAUAAUAUUUUUCGAGGAUAUGAGAAUAUAAUAUUUCAACCAAGUAGGUGAAAACCUAGUAGUUUAUAUCUUGAUUAUUGAUAAUAUUGCUUUGAUAACGGACGCUGCGGCCAAAGAUGCGUACGGUUGCCAAUCGUUUUUUAAGGAUCCGUCUUUAUAGUCGGAAAUUCCUCGGACGACUGCGUAUGAAUGACAAUAAUUGCCCAUAAGGGAUCCCAUAACCGAGUCAAAUUCCGAAUCCAUCGCCAACAGUUUGUACUCGGUGGCGAAUUUCUUCCUCGUGGACUCGUUGGACACGGCGCUCUGUCCGCCUCCAAUGGGACCUACGUGUAUUCGUGUCCCUCUGAAACCGGUGAACACAAUCAGCAAUACUGUUAGAAAAUCGUCAAAAUUAAUCGUAUUAUUAUUAUAUUGCUACGCGCGUACAAAUCUUUGUUUUUUUGACUGUCUGAAAUCGGAUGAGUGAUUUCAAUUAAUUCUGUUCCUCCUCCAAUAAACAUUUGUAGUUUAUCCGAAUCCGCGGGCGGCCGAUUAAAAUCCGAUUCGCCGUCCGUCUUUUGUUUUUCGAUUUUGUUCAGACCCUCGCUCAAGUAAACGUCCCACAACGGCCUCGUAUUAUCGAUCGAUUUGACCUGUUGAAAAAACAAUUCACGUUUUUAUUUUUCACCGCAAACAUUCCCUUAUUUCAAGCCAAGUACAUACAUUCGUAUAAGUACUACUUACUUCUGUUUGUAACUUCAUCGCAGCUAUCUGUAUAUCGAACGUUUUUGGACUAUAUUGACGGCAGUGGAAUGUAAUAUUACCGUUUUCGUUUAAAACGUUUUCGCAGUACGUGUAAACGGCCCUUAAAA